Messenger RNA from Fimicolochytrium jonesii, 1281 nucleotides. RefSeq names its product syntaxin 6, N-terminal-domain-containing protein. The record is from RefSeq and is a predicted model, not a curated record. Bases 319 to 1065 code for a protein of 248 amino acids. Gene Ontology annotation, biological process: Golgi vesicle transport. Gene Ontology annotation, cellular component: membrane. The transcript is spliced from 6 exons. NCBI's taxonomy places the organism in Eukaryota, Fungi, Chytridiomycota, Chytridiomycetes, Spizellomycetales, Powellomycetaceae.
ACUUCAUUCAAACUUCAUUGCCAUCACACAUCACACAUUUUCCCAGGGAAGUCACCUCAGCUGCUUCCACCUUCCCACCCGCUCUCAGUCGCCCACUAGUCUUGUGGGAAAGUCCUGGUUCUGUAUAGCCAAGGAAAGCUUGACGUCGCCGCGAAUUGCAAAGCGUCCGAGGCACAACCCCGCCACUGGGAGCGCAGAUAAACCUUCGUGCCGCUUCGAAAAGAGGAACGGAUUUUCGUCCAUCGGGAGUAUAUCAGUAGGAUUUUACUUUUCCGCCAAGAAAAAACGGUUCAAAGUUGACGUAGCGAGUGUGGAGGGAUGGCGGAAGACCCAUAUUUCGCUCUCAAAGACGAGGUAGAGCUGAACGUGAGCAAUACUUCUCGCCUAUAUCAGCAAUGGAAUGACAGCCUUAAAGGGCCAGACACGUCAGCGGCGAGCGAGUCGUUUCGCCGGGAGUCGGAGGCUUUGAAAGAGGCGUUGCUGGACAUCGAUGAGGAUCUGAAAGCAUUACAGGAGACGAUAGGGAUUGUCGAGGCGAAUCCAGCAAAGUUCAGACUGGAUGUGCGAGAAAUUGAUCAGAGAAAGAACUUUAUUGCGAGGACACGGGCGACUCUCCAGGAGAUGAGAGCAGCUGUACAAAGUCCGCAGAAACGCGUGGAAAAGGAAAAUAGAGAUGCGCUACUAGGGACGAAAACGUCUAGAAAAACGGACCCAUACGGCCGUACUCAAGAGGACUAUCAGAGUUCAAAUCAACGGUUCAUUGAACGCGAAGCCCAGCAACAACAAUUAUUAUUCCGGGAGCAGGAUGAGCAGCUCGAUGGUGUGUUGAAUACCGUAGGGAACUUGAAAGAGAUUGCAAAUGUUAUGGGACAGGAGCUGGACGAUCAGACGGGGUUACUCGUUGACUUGGAAGCUAAUGUUGACACGACGGCGGGGAAACUGCAGCUCGGGAUGAAGCGUAUGAACAAGUUCAUCAAGGACAACUCAGAUACAAAACAACAAUGGACCAUCAUCUGCCUGAUUGUUGUUCUCAUCAUCCUCAUCCUGAUGAUCAUUUGGCUGUAGUUUGAAGUCCACGCGGGGUUACUUGACGUCGGUCAAGAAAAUAGAUACAAUCCUGGGAGGGGAUUUUUUUGGAGUCUAACAUCGUUCUUUGGCUAUAUGAAUGGUAUUUUGCAUAUCUGUACAUGCGAAGAGCAAGAACGCAGAAAACAACCUGCCGUUUCAUCAAUACUCAUGAUCACCCUCGGCAGGUAAAAGUCAACCUUUCACAUGUAAACU